Molecule: messenger RNA, 448 nt
Organism: Meloidogyne enterolobii
Lineage: Eukaryota; Metazoa; Nematoda; Chromadorea; Rhabditida; Meloidogynidae
Source: the annotation of a GenBank genome assembly
AAUGCUUCAAAUUAAUUUAAUUUUAUUUCUAAAUAUUUUAAUAUCAACAACUUUGGGAUAUGAUUUAUCCUCAGUUUUGGAUAAUUAUAUUAUAGGAACGCCUAAGGUUGUGUGUGAAGAGACUGAGGUGGCUAUGGAUAUUGUUACUGCUAAACCUUUUAUUGGUAAUAUUUUUGUCAAAGGCCGUGCCAAAGACACCUCCUGUCGCCAAUCUUUUGGAGAUUCCCCAAAUUUAAAAAACGGUACUAGCGCGUAUACCCUAAGUCUUGGAAAGUGCGGAAUGCAAAGAUUAAGAUCGGCAAGUCCAAGAGGAAUAAAUUUUGCAGUUACUUUAGUUGUUUCUUUUCACCCGGCUGGAUUUAUCACAAAAAAUGAUAAAGCAUUUCAUUUAAGUUGUUUUUAUACAGAACCCGAAGAGAUUGUUACUAGCAGUUUUGAAGUCAGGUAA